Molecule: messenger RNA, 3250 nt
Organism: Danio aesculapii
Lineage: Eukaryota; Metazoa; Chordata; Actinopteri; Cypriniformes; Danionidae
Gene: fam131bb
Product: family with sequence similarity 131 member Bb
Exons: 8
Coding region: 62-1393 (443 amino acids)
Source: RefSeq, a predicted model, not a curated record
AGAAUGUAUAGUGAAAGGCUAGCGCUUCCUUGCUGGUGUCCAGGGCCUUUGUGAAUAAACCAUGGGAUGUAUUGGCUCCCGAACCCUCACCUCAGAUGGAGUUCCUGUCCAGAAGGAUGGGGAACAGUUGUCCAUGGAGGACACCACCUCAAUCCUUCCUCGGCUGAAGAAACGGAACUCCAAUGCCUAUGGAAUCGGCGCUCUGGCUAAGUCCUCUCUGACAGGUGUGUCAGGAGUGAGUCGCUCUAUGAAGGACAAGGUGACAAAGCCAACAGCAAUGGCUCAGGGGCGAGUGGCACACAUGAUUGAGUGGCAGAGCUGGGGCAUGCAGACAGUUGGUGUGGGAGGCAGAGGAGCGGGACGCACCUCCAGUCUGCACCUUCAACACGAGCGCAAGCUGGAAAACGAUGCAUACAGUGACCUUAGUGAUGGAGAGAAGGAAGCUCGCUUUGCUGCAGGUGUGCUUCAACAGUUCGCAAUUUCUGAGGCGACACUGCUGGCCUGGAGUUCAAUGGAUGGGGAAAGCACAAGCGUUGGAUCUAAUCAGGGGAGCGUAGCCCAUCUAAGUGAGGCCAACCAGGAAAGCAUAACAAGCCGAGACCAGAUGCACCAUUCCUCUGCAGAAGUGUGGCCCCACAAUUAUGUCUCCCAGGGUCUUUACUGCCUUUCUUCCUCUGAUGCGUGGGAGCCAAUUAGUAAUGAACAGUCAGGUGUGGCAUCUCCUGCCACUGGUUCAUAUGUCAUGGCAGUCGGGACUGAAGGUGGCUAUGACCCAAAUACAGCAGCUCACUUCCUGUCCCAACAACAACAGCAGCAUCAGUAUCAGAACCAGUUACAGCAGAUCCAGCACCUACAGCAUAUCCACCAAUACCAGCAGCAACAGCUCCUACAGUAUCAACAACAGCAACAGAUCUUGGAGCAAAGACUACAGAGUGCCACUCAUUCUUUACAAGCUACUCCGAACAGCACCAUCCACAGCCUUCCUCCCCUCACUCACCCUCCACUGGUGGAUCUGUGGGGCACACCACAGACUGAGGUCUACCAGCCAGACACGGUGGGCUAUAUGGGGAUGCCUGUAGAUGGAAAUCUAACAGCCCCCACAGAGGAGGUGAUAACGGAACAUUCAUCUUUACUGGAUGAUGAACAGGAUGGGGAGAUUAAAGUGGAAGAAGUUACGUUAUGUAUGGAACCAGAAGCAGUGACACUAACUCCAUCUCCAGUGGCUCAGAAAGAAGAAGUGACCUCAGCAGGAGGAAGCAGUCCAGGUCAAGCCUCUGGUGAAUUUAUCACAGAGAGAAAGACGUCUGAUGUCUCACCAUCAGUAAUUGAAGAGCUUGAAGAAAAGGAAGAGGAAUCAGAAUCUUCGCCCACAGAAGCAAAGGCAACCAAUUGAGUGAACGGCGAGAGACUUGAGCUGCUUUUAACAGACAUUUCAAUCAGCAUAUUAAAACAAUAUAAACUUCGUUUUUUUCAGGAAUCAAACACCAUUGUUAUUGAAUUCAAGUAACUCAAAAUGGAAAAUCUGAGCUGAAAGUGAAUGCACUGCUUGUGUGAACAUGAUUUUUUAGGCCUUAUUAUAUGGAUGUCUGAAAAAUGAAGACACAGAAUGGAGGCUUUUGACUAGGAAAGGAGAGAAAUGAGGAAAAUCUCACUCAAGUUUGAACGGAGCGAUAAGAGAUGUUGGUAUGUAAUUCGGGAAGAUGAAUAUACAGUAAAGAACAUUUGGUUAAAUAUGUGCAUGCUUUUACAUAGAGUGGUGGCACUCGUUAGUCAAAAUAAAGAUGUUAACUUAUCAUUAAUAAACCAUAUUGAUGAUAAUAAUACAAUAAUUUUGUUAUAAACAAAAAAAGGUAAAUAUAUAAUUGUAAAAUAGAAAGUCACACUUUUUGAGCCCAUGCCCUUCCAGAAUUUAGUUUCCACACAGACUAUACCAGAUGCAAAAAGCAAAAACUGCUUAUAAGUUAUUUGACAACAAAAAUAAUAUGUUUUAUUUUUUGUUUUUACCCUGCACACUUCAAACAUCUUUAUAUGUAUAAUAAUGCAUUUAGCUUUUUUACUUUGCAGUUUUUAUGCUAUUAAAAGAAAGAGGCUCAAAGCUUCUGUGCUGAAAAACGUGAUAUCAAUUUGGAACUAAUCGCUACAAAAUCUAUAGUUUUUAUUUUUAUUUUAUUAUUUUUUUUAUUUUAUUAAAAAAAAGAUAUCCAAUGUCAAAUCCUUGUAGGCUUAGACAAGCAAAUACACUGCUCAAAAAAUUUAAUACUUUGAUACUUUAAAAACACAUCUAAUCUCAAUGGGGAAAAAUAUUAGGUUGAAUAUUUAUACUGAAUUUUGACAGACGGAAAUGAAAAUAUGGUCUGUUUAAUACAGAGGCAUUCACCACACUAGUCGACUGCUGGUCAUUUUGUAGGACUGGUUGUAGUCAUCUGGUCCUCCUUGCACAAAGGAGCAGAUGCCAAUGAUAUUGAGACUGUUCUGGGAGACACAGUAAACCUUUUUUCAACAGAAUCUAUUGAUGUCCCAACAUGAGUUGGACUCCCUGUGCAACUUUGGUAGGGUCCUGGUACUGAUAAUAGGUUUUUUGCCAAAUGCAAAACUAGUGAAAAACAGCAGUGUGAGUCGUUGUAAAACCAUUCCUGUAAAACCCAUCCCAACUUGUCUCGUUGUUUUUCAUACUUCACUCUGCUUCCACCCUAUUUCCAUUUACUUCUGCUAUGUAACGGACCAGGAGUGCGUUUCCGAAAAUUCGUUUGGCAACUAAGGUCGCAGGUUCCAUCGUUACAAACAUAGUUUGCCCAUUUCCCAAAUUCAUUAUUCUAACAAAAAUUUGUAAACUGUGUCGCAAACAUAUACGCUUGCAACUACACCACUAGAGCUGUAGUUAGAAACAGUUUCUGGCUGUGCUCUAUUCCCAGUUAUCCCCGUAUACCCUAUUCCUUUAGAACAUUCCAACAUUGAAACUUGGAAUGGUGAAAAAUAAGCAUUAAAGUCAUCUUUCUUAGGUGUAAUUUGCUAUCAAAGUUUUUUUUACAGUUCUGUUUUAGUGAUCUGUGUAAUGAUAAUUGCAUUCCCUUCGCAGUGCACUUUAAAAACAUGUAUGCCACUUUGCACACAGCUGAGGCUGAUUUCUGCAGAUUUCAGUCUAUUUAUUUAGUUGUGUGUAAACGUGUGUCAUUUUUAUUUAUUCAAAUUUGAAAUUAAUUUUAGUAAUAUUACUGACUAAUAUGAAAAUAUUCAAAUGAUUUAAUUACAA